CAGGUGAACCGGGCCAUGGGGCCCGGGAGGGACUGGGAGACUCCUGAGGACUGCACCCUCCCCGCAACUUCUACUGACUCUGAGAGCUGCUUUCUUCCAUUCGACCCCUAUUUCCUAGACGCUACCUGUGAGCCGGGCCCUGUGCUAAGUGUGAGAGCCACAGCACGAAUGUGACAAAGAUCCUGGCCCUCUUGGAGUUUACCUUUAAGCAGGUAGAGACAGCAACAAACAAAAACAUAGCAAAGGAGCAAAUUAUGUUACGAUAAGUGAAAAGAGAAAAGGUAGAGCAGGGUGAGGGAGACUGGGAAUGCUGGGGGAAGGGGCUCGGGAUUUUAAACAGGGUGGUCAGGUGGGCCUCACUGAGAAGGUGGCACUGAUGAAGGACUUGCAGAGGUAGUGAGGGAGCCAUGGGCACAUCGGGGAAGGAGUGUUCCAGGCAGAGCACACAGCCCUGGCCUCUAGAGGCUGGAGGGUGAGGGGCAAGGCCUGGGUGUUGGAGUACAGCAAGGACGCAGCGGCAGUUAGAGCGCAGGAGGAAGACACAGGGAGAGAGGAGACAGGCUAGAAGGCCCUGCAGGGAUCCAGGGGGCAGCUGACGGGGGCGCUCCUUGAAUGUGCCAGGCCCUUUGUCAGCAUCCCACAGCCCUGUUGCCCACUUAGGGGUGUCGGUUUGUAAGCCUGUGGAUGAAUUCCAUGUGCUAUUGUACGUGUGGCUGCGUGACCUUACAAAGUCUCCUCUCUUCCCGAGGCUCCUGUCCUCUCUAUAAAAUACUUGUAAUGACAGCAGUGUAUCUGCAGGGUUGUGGUAGAGAAGAACAGGAAUCAAAAUAGUGGCCACCUGCAGGCUCUUGGGACCCCACAAAAGCAGAGCUGGCCUCCCCAGGCACUCACUGCCUUGGGACAGGGACAUUCGAGUGAAUGAGGAAUUGCUCCUAUUGUCCACUCUAAUAGCACCCAGUGGGGGCACCGAAGGGCUGCUCGGUUCUCCCAGGGGGCACUGCCAUCGGGAAGGUUUCUUAGAGGAGGUGGCCCUGGAGGCUGGGGCUCACUAGGAACACCAGGGGAAACAGCGGGGGCAAAGGGCAGGAGGAGAGGGAGAGGAGGCCUGGGUAGGCGGAGUGGGUGGAUACGGGGCAAGGGGCGAGAGGUGGUGAGAUGGCAGAGGGCAUGGACUCCAUACAACAAACAGCCGGCCCCAAGGACCAGACUCCCAGCAGGGUACGAGGUAAACAACGUGACUGCAGUUUAGGAGCUCACCCUGGCAGCCAGAAGAGCAGAGGAAAGGCACUGAGGCCAGACACCAGGCAGACCCGGGCUAGGAUGGGCAGUCCAGUGCACCGAGUGUCAAUGGGGGACACCUGGAGCAGGCAAGUGCACCCUGACAUAGAGAGCGAGAGGCACAUGCAGUCCUUCUGCGUGGAAGAGCUCACCAACAUCCUUGAUGGAGGGGCCCAGAACACUGCACUCCGGAGGAAAGUCGAAAGCAUCAUUCACAGUGACCCAGAGCUUAGCCUGAAGGAUAAUUAUUUCAUGACCCAGAAUGAACGUUACGAAGCCGCCAUUAAGAAGAAAUUCCACAUCCAGAUGUUAGCACAGCGCCUGGGCUGGUCUGAAGACAGUCGUGAAUUAUAUUACGCUAACAGAAGCCUUUCUGGAGAUCUGGGCUUAGCGUUACAAUUCGUCUUCCAGAAAGCGCUCAGGAGCCUGGGCUCAGAGGAGCAGAUUGCCAGGUGGGACCCACUCUGCAACAAGUUACAGAUCCUUGCGACAUAUGCCCAGACAGAACUGGGGCACGGGACAUAUCUUCAGGGCCUGGAGACUGAAGCCACCUACGAUGCAGCCACCCAGGAGUUUGUGGUGCACAGCCCCACGCUGACUGCCAUCAAAUGGUGGCCUGGGGACCUGGGACGGUCGGCCACCCAUGCCCUGGUCCAGGCCCAGCUGAUCUGCUCAGGAGCCCAGCAGGGCAUGCAUGCCUUUAUUGUGCCCAUCCGGAGUCUCGAGGACCACAGCCCACUGCCAGGAAUCACCGUCGGAGACAUUGGGCCCAAGAUGGACUUUGACCACUCGGAUAAUGGCUUCCUGCAACUGGACCAUGUGCGCAUCCCCAGGGAGAACAUGCUGAGCCGCUUCGCACAGGUCUUGCCAGAUGGUACCUACAUCAAGCUCGGAACAGCAAAGAGCAACUACCUCAGCAUGGUGGUGGUGCGGGUGGACAUGCUGUCAAACGAGGUCAUACCACUGCUGCAGAAGGCCUGUGUCAUUGCCAUCCGCUACUCGGUCAUACGCCACCAAUCCCGGCUCCGGCCCAGUGACCCAGAGGUAAAAGUCCUGGACUACCAGACGCAGCAGCAGAAACUCUUUCCUCCGCUGGCCAAGGCCUAUGCAUUCCACUUUGUGGCAAAGAGCCUCUUGGAAUUCUUCCAUCGCUCCUACAGUUCCAUUCUGGACAGAGACUUCAGACUCCUGCCUGAGCUUCACGCACUGAGUGCAGGUAUGAAGGCCUUGGUGUCGGACUUCUGCGUCCAGGGGGCUGAGCUGUGCCGCAGGGCCUGUGGUGGACAUGGCUACUCGAAGCUGAGCGGCCUGCCCUCCCUGGUCACCAGAGUGACAGCCUCCUGCACCUACGAGGGUGAGAACACGGUGCUCUACCUGCAGACAGCCAGGUUUCUGGUGAAGAGCUACCUGCAGGCUCAGGAGUCCACAUCACAGAGGUCUCUCCCUCAGUCUGUUGCAUACCUGACUGCACCUGACCUGGCCAAGUGCCCAGCCCAAAAUGUAGCCGACUUCCUCCACCCAGAGCUUUACACCACGGCCUGGGCACACGUGGCAGCCAGGCUCAUAAAGGACUCAGUGCAUCAUUUACAGACUCUCAUGCAAUCUGGGGCUGACAGGCACGAGGCAUGGAACCAGACCACUGUCAUACAUCUCCAGGCCGCCAAGGCACACCUCUACUAUGUCACUGUGAAGAUUUUUACAGAAGCUCUGGAGAAACUGGAAAAUCAACCAGCAAUUCAGCAGGUGCUCAAACGCCUCUGUGAUCUCUAUGCUUUACAUGGCAUCAUGACUAACACGGGCGACUUUCUCCAUGAUGGCUUCCUAUCCGGCGCCCAAAUAGAUGUGGCAAGAAAAGCCUACCUGGACCUUCUCCUCCUCAUCCGAAAGGAUGCUGUCUUGUUAACUGAUGCUUUUGACUUCACCGAUCAGUGUUUAAAUUCAGCACUUGGUUGUUAUGACGGAAAUGUCUAUGAACGUCUGUUCCAGUGGGCUCAGAGGUCACCAACCAAUACUCAGGGGAACCCUGCCUAUGAGAAAUAUAUAAGACCACUAUUACAAGGCUGGAGAUCCAGGCUAUGAAAUAAUCAACAGCAUUCAAGAGGCACCACCACGUGGUAAUGGUACUAUGGCAUAUGCAUCAUUAAAAUCUACAACUACAUAUGUAUGUAUUUUUUAAAAAGAAUCAUUAUCUUCCAGAGACACAGACUGAAGCAGAUGAAAUAUCUGUGAUUUAUUUCAAAAUAAUCCAUGGGAAGAAAAAGGGGGAGUGAAUCAUUGUUGAAGCUAUUCAAUGGGUACGUGGGUGUUUACAUUAUUCUACUUCCGAAUAUGUUUGAAAUUUCCCACAAUAAAAAAACAGUAGCACUA
Delphinapterus leucas (beluga whale) is the source of this 3645-nucleotide messenger RNA. The record is from RefSeq and is a predicted model, not a curated record. NCBI's taxonomy places the organism in Eukaryota, Metazoa, Chordata, Mammalia, Artiodactyla, Monodontidae.